Molecule: messenger RNA, 1380 nt
Organism: Daphnia carinata
Lineage: Eukaryota; Metazoa; Arthropoda; Branchiopoda; Diplostraca; Daphniidae
Product: JNK1/MAPK8-associated membrane protein-like
Exons: 8
Coding region: 146-1156 (336 amino acids)
Biological process (GO): response to unfolded protein
Cellular component (GO): membrane
Molecular function (GO): ubiquitin protein ligase binding
Source: RefSeq, a predicted model, not a curated record
CAUAAAAAAGCAAAACAAUAAUGAUGAACAACGUCUUUCGCUGCCCACCUGAAAGAUAGUUAUAAAUCCACAGUAUAACGUCUACGAAUAAAAGAAUACUCUGAAAGGGCCUAAUGAAUUUCACUUUUCAUGGAUAGUGAAAGAAAUGGCAAGCUUGUCAACUAGCAUUGUUUUGCUUUUCUUCUUUAACAUUCAUGUUACCAAAGGAUAUUAUUAUGACAAAGGUCCAGUGGACACCGUAACGAAAUGUCCUGGAUACUAUUGUGGAAGGUAUCAGAUCCCAGGUGAUAAUGAAACAAGCAGAUGGAGCUCAUGCGGGCCCUGCCCAAGAGGUUCAAGAGUCAACAGUACAUGGGCUUGCUCAGAAUGCACUAGUUCUCCAACUGCUUAUGAUUGGAUGUAUCUUUGCUUUAUGGUUGUUAUAGGUUUGUUGGCUCAGUGGUAUAGUAUUGAUACAAUGUUACCACACUCUCAGUUCUCCUGGAAAACUUUUGGAACACAUUUUUCCGCAUUGGUUGAAACUUGCCUUUCAGCUUGCAUUACAUUACUUGUGCAUGAACCAUUAGGUUCCCUUCAGCUAAAAUCCUGUACUGUUAAGCAUUUAUCAGAUUGGUAUACAAUUUUGCAUAAUCCAAAUCCCAACUACGAAGAGGUGCUUCAUUGCGCCCAAGAAGCAGUAUAUCCCUUGUACAGCAUAGUUUUCGUCCAUUAUGGAUUAUCAGUCUUUAUGCUAUUUUUUGUAAGACCUUGGGCAAAUAAAGCAUUGCAAAAUAGAGGUCAUGUGGCAUCUCGACCAAUUUAUGCCGCUCUCUAUUUGUACCCUAUCUUGGCCUUGAUCCACGGCAUUAUGGCAGGUUUAAUCUAUUAUGCCUUCCCGUCCAUCAUAAUUCUGCUGUCACUCAUGAGCCAUGCAUUUCAUUUUGCAUCAAGGAGUGAUCAGUCGUGGAGAGCGCUGCUUUACGAAACAGUAUCUUGCAUCCACAAUUUGGUCGUCGUAAUUGGACAUUGGGUAUUACAUGGUUUUGGCUUGGUUGCCCUAACUUUGUGGCUACAACCCGAAUUAUUGGCAGCCAUUUUAACACUUGUCCCAUUACCAACUUUCCUUUACAUUGUACUCUCCCGUUUCACCGAUCCUGGGAAAUUUCAUACUGAUUAAUUACCGGCGUAAUCGAAAAGAGUGCGUUUUCAUUCUGCUCUGUUGAAGUUGUGAAUAUUGCUGUUGUUUGAAUGUCAUGUAUGGAAAUUCAAAGGAUUUUGUUCCCUUUAAAUUUCCGUGGACGCUUUUAGAGUUGCUGAGCAAUUCUAAGUCGAUUUGAAAGAUAUAGAGGUUAUAGUUUGAAGUUCUGGACAACGGCGUCGGUUAUAAAACAUUUAAAGCUU